Messenger RNA from Drosophila teissieri, 3225 nucleotides. Its product is annotated as late secretory pathway protein AVL9 homolog. NCBI's taxonomy places the organism in Eukaryota, Metazoa, Arthropoda, Insecta, Diptera, Drosophilidae. Gene Ontology annotation, cellular component: cytoplasm. Bases 415 to 2532 code for a protein of 705 amino acids. The transcript has 4 exons. The record is from RefSeq and is a predicted model, not a curated record.
UCAAAAAUUGUUAUUCCGAAUUCAAAAGUAACCGCCAACAUUCGUACUGUUGUAGUCGAUAAUGCCGAUAAUGGUCGAGGCGAACAUAUCGAUAACCGGCAAAUGCACAUCUAAUUGGAGUACAAAAUAACGCCUCCUGAUAUCGAUACGCUAUCACAAACAAGAAAAUAGAAUAAAAACAAAAUCGUUUAAAAAUCGUAAAGAUAGAAAGUUAAAUACGACAGGCAGAUAAUUGCAAAGACAAUAGGUGCGCGUUGGUCAAAAUAGAAUAACAAUUGCGUGGCGUGGUUACAAGAGUGCGAGCGAGAGGGCCGAUGCGGUAGUGGCCAAAUCCAAUUGGAUUUUCGUUUUGCAGGCAAAAAACGCUUUGUUGGUGGACACCGCUUGCUCCGUGGGACAAGGAUAACGACAACGAUGGCCAGCGAGCCGGAGAACAAGCCACCCAUCCUGCACAUCCUCGUGGUGGGCUUCCACCACAAGCUGGGCUGCCAGGUGGAGUUCUCGCAUCCGCCGCUAAUCUCGGGCUCCACGGGACGCCACGAAUGCCCUUCCGGCUGGAAGUACCUGCCCACUCUGGCACUGCCCGACGGCUCGCAUAACUUUGCCGAGGACACCGUGUUCUUCAACCUGCCCAGUUUGUAUGAGCCGGCCGCGAGUAUCUACGGCGUGUCCUGCUAUCGCCAGAUACGCGUGGAGAAGCUCAAGAUCCGGACGGCGGACCUCACGCGCAGCACCGUUCAGAAGUCCGUGUGCAUAUUGGCCCGCCUGCCCAUCUACGGGUACAUCGAGGUGAAGCUAGCCCUCAUUGCCGAUGCAUUCUUCGACCAGGGCGACUUCUCCGGCACGGAACUGCUGGUCAAGGCGUAUCAGCAGCUAAAUGCCUGCCUACAGGACGACGAAUCCCGCCGCCCGUUGCGCCACUUUCACGUGGGCCUGUCCCUGCGCGAGAUCGUACUCCACUGGCGCCACAAGACGCUGAUGCUCUUCAAACUAAUGCUGCUGCAGCGACGAGUGGUGUGCUUCGGUUCGCCAGUGCGCCAAAUGUGCGUACUGAUCCUGGGCAUGGCAUCGCUGGUGCCGCGGCUGCUGGAGAAGGGCUUCCAGGAGGUGGCCUGUGUGCGCACAUCCCGCCCACUGUCGCCCAUGCCGGAUUUCACCGACUCGCUGCAGCGGGAGGCGCAGGCGGAAGCCGAAGCGGAACUGGAGGCAGUGGCUUCCGUUGCCGCUGGCUCCGAUGAGCAGAAACUCACGCCCGAGAGCGCCACAGCGGUGGAGGGCGAGGCCGAGGAGCUGGCCCUCGUCUCAUCGGCAGCCUCUGCAGGCGAGGAGCAGGCCAGUGGCGAUGACACGUCGACGCGUUCCACACCCAACUCACAGUCGCAGGACUCCUCGAACGGCAGGAACAGCUCGCUGACCAGAGAGGCCAGCGUGGACACACUGGCGUCUAACCUUGCCGCCUUGUGCGCUGUGAAUCCGGAUGAGUAUCGGGCACCGGUUAGCAUCUUCGCCAGCGGCAAUCUCUGCCUGCCGUAUCUGUCGCUACCGUACAUGGACCUGCUCAGCGACCCCAUGGUGCUCUCCUAUGUCAUCGGCACCUCCAACGUUCUCUUCCAGCAGAAACGUCAGCUGGCUGACGUCCUGGUGGACAUAGAGGCGGCCAAUCUGGAUGCCCACGAUCCGGAGCUUAGGCGCCAGCUGGUGCUGAGCACCGAGGAUCUGCGCUACAUGGACUACAUCAUGAAGCACGUGCAGUCGCCGAAGGAGGAUGCGGAGGGCAGCGAGUACUGGAUUCGGGAGCAGUUUCAGGGCUACAUCCUGGCUCUCUUGCGAACUGCUGUGGCUCCAGAUGCCAUGCCCAAGGACAACGAUCAUUUCAAUGCGCAUUUCAUGGGCGCCUUCAAGCGCACCCAGUGCUUUCAGGAAUGGUACGACGUUAGGCCCGAGCCCGAGUUCUUUGAAGCCCUGCCCGCUGGUCAUCCCUUUGCCGGCACUUUGUCCGUGGCGGACAUGAAACUAAAACUAGCACAAACCAUGCAAAAUAGCGAGAGUGGGCGAAAAAUCAACCAGGCGGUGAACACGACGAGUCGUGCGGUGGGCGGUGCCAUAUCCCAAGCGAAGGGCGCCUUCUCCAGCUGGUGGUCAUCCAUCACGACGGCACCGCCCAAUGCAAACGCAGCGCCCACGACCAGCGCCAAUGGCCAGGAAGGGGAUGUGAGCGAAGGAGCCGCAGCCCAAGAGAUCUCAGUUACAUUCCAGAAUCACAAGGACGCCGAGGACCUUGACAUGGCGGGUGUCAGCAUCCACCUGGCUGGCCAGGAAGAAGCACCCGAGUCGCAUGAGUCACAGAGCGCCAGCUGCGACAAGCCGCAGGGCAUCGUUGAGAUCGGCCGCGAGGCGGAGCUGUUAGACAAAGCCGAUCAGUCGGAGGAGCCCAAGAUCUCGGCUGCAAGUCAAGCCGGUCGGCCAGGAUGCGGCGGCGAUGUGGCCACCUCGGCCGUGGAGCGCAGCAGUGGCGAUGUCUUCAUUGUCUGAGGACGUAAGCACUAUCGGGCAUUGUAUAAAAUUGAACUAAGCUAAAUGAUAAUUAUUUAUUACGCAACAUAUUGUCUCAUUCUCGAUGUUGAAUUUAUAACUACUACUCGAACUUCCCUAUUUUUUUCUACACCCAUAUUCUCUAGUUGGUUGACUUGUGGUACAAAAAACUUAGGAAUUAUGAUCGAGGGACAAUAUUACUACUACUACUACUAUCACAACUAUAACUACUCACAUGUAAACCGGGAGCCAACGAUUUGUUAAACAAAAUAUUGAAAUCAAGACGUUAAACUUGUAAUAAAAUAAAAUGACAAAUUAUUAGUUAUACAACUAUAUGUUAACAAAUACGAAAGGUGCGCACAAAUGAAAUAAUAUGCACAUAUAAUUCAAUCAUUUUGUGUAUAUGUUUCUUUUCCUAUAAAUGCAUACAUUUGUUACCGUCCCCUGCAACUUUUUGUGACACAAGUCAAUCGCACUCUAACCUACACAAAAUUGGCCAAAAGAUAAUAUAAUUUAAUAUUUAUAGAUGCCUACGUUUAAGUUACCCUUGCCGUAUUCACCCACCACUCAGUGUAUAUGUAUAACCAUGUAAAGCUAAACCGUUCCAAGUGCAAUUUGUAAUCCAAAAAUGGCAGCGGAGAUCCGUAAUGGAAUCCGCAAUACGUGUGGCAAUAAAAAACUAAGGAAAUCUGA